GGCGGGGCCAACUCCCGUAAACAAAUUCUCCCUCGGCUCCCCAUCAUUUCCCCCUUUGCUCCCAUCGUUUCUCCCUCUCCUUCCCCUCGUUUCCCCCUCUCUUUCCCCUCGUUCCCCCUCUCCUUCCCCUCGUUUCCCCCUCUCCUUCCCCUCGUUUCCCCCUAUCCUUCCCCCAUAUUUCCCCCUCUACUCCCCCUCAUAUCCCCCUCUCCUUCCCCUCAUUUCCCCCUCUCCUUCCCCUCGCUUCUCCCUCUCCUUCCUCCCCUCGUUUCCCACUCUCCUUCCCCUCGUUUCCCCCUAUCCUUCCCCCAUUUCCCCCUCUCCUUCCUCUCAUUUCCCCCUCUCCUUUCCCUCGUUUCCCCCUCUCCUUCCCCUCGCUUCCCCCCCUCCUUCCCCCCAUUUACCCCUCCCUGCCUUCCCUUCGUUUCCCCCUCUCCUUCCCCUCAUUCCCCCCUCUCCUUUUCCUCGUUUCCCCCUCUCCCUCCCCUCGUUUCCCUCAGAUCCUUCCCCUCCUCUCCCCCUCUCGUUCCCUUCGUUUCCCCCUCUCCUUCCCCUCGUUUCCCCCUCUCCUCCCGUCGUUUCACCCUAUCCUCCCCCCCAUCUCCCCCUCUCCUUCCCCUCAUUUCCCCCUCUCCUUCCCCUCGUUUCCCAUCUCCUUCCCCUCGUUUCCCCUCUCCUUCCCCUCGCUUCCCCCCCUCCCUCCCCCCAUUUCCCCCUCCCUACCUUCCCUUCGUUCCCCCCUCUCCUUCCUCUCAUUUCCCCCUCUCCUUCCCCUCGUUUCCUCCUCUCCUUCCCCUCGUUUUGCCCCAGCUCCUUCCCCUCAUCUCCCCCUCUCCUUCCCUUCGUUUCUCCCUCUCCUUCCCCUCGUUUCCCCCACUACUUCCUCUCAUUUCCUACUCUCCUUCCCCCCCUUUCCUAGCUUGCUCCCUUCCUUUCCUCGCUUGCUCUCUUCCCCUCAUUUCUCUCUUCUUCUCUUUCUCACUGCCUUCUUUCCUCUCUGUUUCUCUGUCUUGA
Messenger RNA from Closterium sp. Naga37s-1, 1014 nucleotides. Lineage: Eukaryota; Viridiplantae; Streptophyta; Zygnematophyceae; Desmidiales; Closteriaceae. The record is from the annotation of a GenBank genome assembly.